GCGGAAGCAGAAGCGUUCCGAGGCCGGAAGUGCAUAGGAGGCGGACAUGGCGUCGGCGCUGCUAGCGCUGAGGACGCGGGCAGCCGUUGCAGCCUUGCUGAGUCCUCCUCCACCUACAGCUCUUGCCGUCAGAUAUGCUUCCAAGAAGACAGGUGGAAGCUCCAAAAACCUUGGUGGAAAGUCAUCAGGCAGACGCUUUGGCCUCAAGAAGAUGGAAGGUCACUAUGUUCACGCUGGCAACAUCCUUGGGACUCAGCGCCAUUUCCGCUGGCACCCAGGCGCCCAUGUAGGGCUGGGGAAGAGGAAGUGCCUGUAUGCCCUUGAGGAGGGGAUCGUCCGCUACACUAAGGAAGUCUACGUGCCCAACCCCAGGAACUCGGAGGCUGUGGAUCUGGUCACCAAGCUGCCCAAGGGCGCUGUGCUCUACAAGACUUUUGUCCAUGUGGUUCCUACCAAGCCCGAGGGCACCUUCAAACUGGUAGCUAUGCUGUGAAGUCCUGGCUCAAGCUGUUGGACAGACUGGAGCCCAGGUGACAGGAGCGGGCAGUACCAGCAGAAGUCAAGUGUUGGAAUGACCGCAAAGCCUCCCGAGGACGAGGUCUGCCUGAUGGCGACUCCGUUGGAGGCUCUCAUGUUACUGUUGGGAAACUCUCGGGAGACCUGGCCUGGGCCACCAAUAAAGUUGGUCAUUGCCUGUGCUAACUGGGGGCAAACCUGGA
Molecule: messenger RNA, 719 nt
Organism: Tupaia belangeri chinensis (Chinese tree shrew)
Lineage: Eukaryota; Metazoa; Chordata; Mammalia; Scandentia; Tupaiidae
Gene: MRPL27
Product: mitochondrial ribosomal protein L27
Exons: 4
Coding region: 47-493 (148 amino acids)
Biological process (GO): translation
Cellular component (GO): mitochondrial large ribosomal subunit; ribosome
Molecular function (GO): structural constituent of ribosome
Source: RefSeq, a predicted model, not a curated record